GAUUGGAGUAUAUGUCGGAAUACAUUGAAGAGACCAGUUGGACCAGCCAUAGGUUUCUUUUGUCAGUUUAUGAUAAUGCCAUUGGAAUAAGCCCGAGCGGAGGUGCUUCUAACAUUUGGACCGUAUUACUGGAUGGCAAUCUAAAUCUCUCCAUCACAAUGACCACUAUGUGUACCAUUGCUGCGUUUGGAAUGAUGCCAUUUUGGAUCUUUACAUUGGGCAGAUAUAUUUUUGAACGAGGAGAUCUUGUGGUCCCCUAUCGCCAGAUUGGCACCUUCCUCAUUGGUCUCGUGAUUCCACUAAUUAUAGGAUAUUUCAUUCAAAAGAAGCUUCCAAGAAUAUCGCGGAUAUUGGUCCGAAUAAUGAAACCUUUCUCUGUAAUUUUAAUACUAUUUAUCGUUAUAUUUGCCAUUGUCACCAAUUUGUAUCUUUUCAAAUUGUUUUCAUGGAAGAUCAUACUCGCAGGACUGGGCCUACCUUGGCUAGGAUUUUUGUUUGGCCUUGUAAUAGCGAAACUAUGUAAACAAUCUCAGGCUGACGUACGGGCAAUAGCUAUUGAAACUGGUGUUCAGAACACGGGCGUAGCUAUCUUUUUGUUACGUUUUACAUUAGAACCACCAUCGGAUGAUUUAACUACUGUGGUACCUGUAUCUACCGCAAUUAUGACGCCAAUACCAUUGAUGAUUUUGUACAUAAUAAAGUUGAUUUAUCAAUAUAGACAGAAAACAAAGGCUGGAGCUAGAUUGGAUCAUGUUCCGUCAUUAGAAAAACUCAAUAAAACUACCGAUAUUUCCACCAUUACUCAAACAAACAACUAAUUAACAAUGCACAAGAAUGAUUGCGUCUUACGUUGCGUUUCUCAGUGAUAUAUUUAUAAAUAUCAUAUAUGUAUAUAUAUGUAUUGAUGUUGAAAAUGUAUAGGCAAUAAGAAUGGAUGGCUGUAUAGAUAAGUAAUAUCUAUUGAACAAUUGUUUGAGAUCUGUAUUUUUUUAUGAUAUGUUGAUACUUAAUAGAGAUAUAUAUGUUAUGUAUUGUAUACAACAGACAUUUAUUUAUCUACAAAAAUGGUGCAACAGGGUUGUGUUUUAAACAAUAUAUUUUAUAUAUAUAUAUAAGUGUUUAAAAAUGCAUUUAUAAAUUAUAUUUUCGAAAGCUCCAAAUAUGAUGGU
This is a messenger RNA of Pseudomyrmex gracilis, 1169 nucleotides long. Its product is annotated as ileal sodium/bile acid cotransporter-like. The transcript is spliced from 5 exons. The record is from RefSeq and is a predicted model, not a curated record. The coding region runs from base 12 to 818 and encodes 268 amino acids. Gene Ontology annotation, cellular component: membrane. NCBI's taxonomy places the organism in Eukaryota, Metazoa, Arthropoda, Insecta, Hymenoptera, Formicidae.